AUGAUUACCUCGACCUCGAUGCCGUCUGCAACGGCGACGCUCACCAAUCGACCAGAUGUCGUCGCCGACCGAGUUCUGCGGAGAGCAGAGCUGGGCAAGAUGGCUCGCCGACUCCAAAACCGCCUUGCCCUUGCCCAGUUCAAAACUCGCCAUGGCUGGGAAGACCUUUCCUUCGACGUGAUCGAGCCCAAGUACGAGGACGAGUUGCGGCGGAAGCGGGGGUCCGACGGAGACGUCAUGUCGGACUCUUCAUCCAGCACAUCCGACAUGGCGUACCCUUCCGGCCGUACACUAAUGAGCUCCCCCCUUAAAGCACCACUCUUCUCCGAUGCCAUCGGCUCCAGCAACGGCAGCACAGGCCACCGCAAGCGGACCUAUGUGGCAUCCUUCGACGAUCUCAACCACGUCCCACACCACAGCGGCCGCCGCGCCAGCUAUAUCAUGUCCAGCCCCAGCAAGCGCUACCGGUCAUCGCCACCUUCAAACAGACACGUUUCAGGCCCGUUGACGUCGUCCUACUUGCCACUGGAAGGUGCUUCUUUCUCCGGCCACGCCUCCUGGAAGGACCACCACCAACUGUCGCACAGCUCGCCCAUCAAACCGAAACGCCAGCAGCACUUCACGACAACAGCAGGACCUGAUGUGUCCUUGUUCCCGGGCACACGCCGCAUUGCCGACGCUCUGUCUGUUGUGAACUACAAUGCCAAUCAGUCUAGCGACGACGAGCUUUUGCCGACACACUCGUUCCGCACCAGCAGCAUGUCUCUGGGGCCUUCGACCUCCGGUCUGACAUCGACUGUCGCAGGCAGCCACGCCACCCGUACCGGGUCGCCACCCAGCACACCUCCGAUGCGCCACCGUGGCCUGCCAAAUGGCAACGGCCGUCGCAAGAAGAAGGCCACUGGCAACGAUAUUCUAGAAGACGACGAGAACAACCACACUGGCUUGGGUAUCGACCAGGUUGAAGGCGCGGGUGGCAAGUCCGGCGUCGAAGGCGCCGACCUUCUUCUUUUCCUUGCCGCCUCGCCUUCACCAGCCAACCCCAACGGUCGCAGCCGCAUGGAUCCGCCGUCGACACCGCCGUCCAAGUUCAACAACCUAGCCCUGCCGUCGUCGAUGAUGACUACGCCUGGUGGCGGCAGCAUGUUCCCCAAUACCCCCGGCCAAGCUUUUGACUUUGCUGACUUCGUCAACAUUACGCCCAGCCCAGCACAAAAGCCUUGGAAGACACCCAACUUGCUGGGAUCCAAGACCCCGAUGAGUGUCACCCGCCGGCGCCUCACGUUUGACGAGCCUCUGUGA
This is a messenger RNA of Sporothrix brasiliensis 5110, 1302 nucleotides long. RefSeq names its product nrm1-like protein. Bases 1 to 1302 code for a protein of 433 amino acids. The record is from RefSeq and is a predicted model, not a curated record. The transcript is spliced from 2 exons. NCBI's taxonomy places the organism in Eukaryota, Fungi, Ascomycota, Sordariomycetes, Ophiostomatales, Ophiostomataceae.